UAGGAUAAACACAUCUGGUGAUGCAGCAGCUGUAAGAAGAUGAAGACUAUACGAAGUGGUUUUUUUGAAUGUUCAACAUCUUUAAGUGUAAGUGAUAUACUUCAACUUAUGUUGUUAUGGGUUUCAGAGGUCCCUGUUACUGCUGCUGCUGCUGAAUUAGUAGGGAUAAACCAACCAACUUCAGUUCAGUGGUAUCAGUAUUUCAGAGAUAUCUGCUCAUUCAAAGUUUUAGAUGUUGCAGCUGUAAACCAGCUAGGAGGUCCAGGACACAUAAUUGAAAUUGAUGAUCUUUGUUUUUCAAACGCAAGUAUAAUGUGGGUCACAACGUUGAAAAGCAUUGGAUUUUUGGGGCUUAUGAUACAACAACUUAAAAAAGGGUAUUUGACUAGGGUAGAGGAUCGAACUGCAAAUACAUUAGUACCUUUGAUUCAAACUUGGAUUGCUCCUGGUUCAACUAUACAAUCAGAUGAAUGGGCUUCGUACAAUAAUUUAAGCAACUUAGGGUAUAUUCAUUCAACUGUUAACCAUACCACAUAUUCACGAUAAGUAUCCUCUUUAAAUUACACAUUUAUUAAUAUUUUAAUUCUAUUUUAAUUUAUGAUUUUAUUUUAUGAAUUUUUGGAGCAAAUUUUCUCAAAUGAUCACAUACUGUGUUACACUGAUGUCGAGAAGAUACACAUACUGAUGAUGAGAAGAUACACAUACUGAUGAUGAGAAGAACAUACAUGGAGGAAAAGCUUAAAACGACGAGAUUAAGAAAAAAAGACAUUUGAAGAUUUGAAGAUUGAAAGAUAGUGAAGAUUUCGAAUAAAAAAAAGCUUGUGAAAGAUAAGUAAACUGAAGAAUAUCAAAACAUUUAUUUU
Hydra vulgaris (swiftwater hydra) is the source of this 863-nucleotide messenger RNA. Lineage: Eukaryota; Metazoa; Cnidaria; Hydrozoa; Anthoathecata; Hydridae. The record is from RefSeq and is a predicted model, not a curated record.